GUGACAGUGAAGUGUGUUGUCGACGCCCAGUUGCUCGUGAAUGUUUCAGUUAAGUUUCGUAUAUUGCAUUCCACGAUUGCGCUACCUUUUUUACUGGGUCCGAGCCGGGCAGCUGCGAUUGGAUCGAUUCGUCCACGUAUCCGGAUGAUAUCGGAUCGGAAGAUAAACUCCAAUAACCCAUGGGAUCUGUAAAAUGGCGAUCUGAAAAAACAAUAAUUCCAGAGGAGGCCUAUGUGUAAUUCCAUUGACUCGCGUUGAGGUUCGACGGACGCGGUUCACGUUUCUUGUCCAGAGAGAUACACGCAUACAUACGUGCUGUUUCGCAAGUUUUGGCGAGGCUUUUUCGACUAAGCAAUCGGUGAUUACGUCCCUUAAUUCGGAGAGGACACGACAGAGACGUUGCCGGACGUAAUUGGACGUGACUGGAUGUAAUGGGACGCGACAUGACCUGACAAAACUCGUGGGACUAGACAAGACCGAACUCGAUGGAACGGAACAAGACAGAAAUCAGCCACGCCGCUGACAAAUAAUCUCGUAGUGAUCCAAGCAAAACGAACAAAAUGCAAACAAUCAAGUGCGUUGUAGUGGGCGAUGGUGCAGUAGGUAAAACUUGUCUGUUGAUAUCGUACACUACCAACAAAUUCCCAUCUGAAUAUGUUCCAACAGUGUUUGACAAUUAUGCGGUCACGGUUAUGAUCGGUGGUGAACCAUAUACGUUAGGAUUAUUUGACACAGCUGGUCAAGAAGAUUAUGAUCGGCUGCGUCCUUUGAGUUAUCCUCAAACAGAUGUAUUUCUUGUAUGUUUUUCAGUAGUGUCGCCAUCAUCUUUUGAAAAUGUCAAAGAAAAAUGGGUUCCAGAGAUAACUCAUCACUGUCAAAAAACGCCGUUCUUGUUAGUUGGUACCCAAAUCGAUUUGCGAGACGACGUACCAACUAUCGAGAAGCUUGCAAAGAAUAAGCAAAAGCCCAUAUCGGCGGAACAAGGUGAAAAACUUGCGAAAGAAUUAAAAGCGGUCAAAUAUGUUGAAUGCAGCGCGCUUACACAGAAAGGAUUGAAAAACGUGUUCGACGAAGCGAUUCUAGCAGCUUUAGAACCUCCAGAGCCGGUUAGAAGAAGACGAUGUAUCCUGUUGUAGAGCGCUGCCGAUGUCAUUUCGAAAAUCUAUUAGCGCUAUACAGAGGAAGACUGUGAAUCGUUUCAUCAUAAGGUGCAUGCGAGAACAUUUUCGACGAUCAGUUGUUCCGAAAUCCGAGCGAGUAUCCAUGGGGUACCGGUCCCUAUGAAUGUGCCAUUGAGCCGAUUUGCUCAUCGAUGAAUUAAUUACCGGCAUCACCGGUUUCGAUUACGUCCGCUCAAAAUUUCCAUUGGUUUCUUAAUUUACCUCUCCGAUAAAGGAAAUGUUAAUUUUUCAUCAUUUUCUAAUUAAAAUAAAAAGACAUUAUUUUGCCUCAUUUAGUGUGCCCUUACAAGUGUUUUCGAACACGUUCAAGCUUCCCGAAUUAAUGUGCCUGUUCACAAUCAUGCGCCCCCAGUUAAUGUGCCUGCUACAAAACAGUGUUCCUACAAUUAAUGUAUUGCCUAGACUUUGAAUCCUUCAAAAGAUUUGUUCCGAAAUAGGCAUUUCUAUGUAAUUCUUUGAUUAUACAAACAAAUAUAUAUAUACAUGGAAAUGCAAGAUUUUUUGUAACAGCGAUUCUCUCGUCGUCUACGAAGCGAGGACAAAGUUAGAACUCGCCGGUUGCAGCGGAGUUAGCGGGCACAUUAAAAUGGACUAGCCCGUAAAAAACGGAAAAUAUAUAUAUAUAAUUAAUUGUAAGACUAUAUAAUUGACAAUUUAUAUAGUAUAAGUCGUGUUGAUUAUCAACAUAUUCUCCGACAUUGAACGCGUGGUUUCUUAAAUGUUUCCGACACCGGCACUUUCCGCGAAAUGCAUUCCUCGCAAUAAAUCAACUGCGUCGAUUAUUUCGAAAUGCAGUAUCUUUUUGCGAUGCGUAGAGUAAAAGAAACAAAAGGUUUUUCUUUAUUUUUGCAGGUUUGUUUCGCGACUUAUUCGAACGUAAAGGCACAUUGAUAGGGACAAGAUCGUUAACGGACCGGUACCCCGCGAUCUGUCGUUCGUUACCGACGCGUGCUCGAGUCGAACGAGAAAAUUCACACAAACAAAAAACGAAAAAAAAAAGAAAAUGAAAAACAGAAGAAAAACGAUUUUGUACAUGCAUCGGGAGUGCAUAACGUAUCGACGAGCCGAUUCGUUGAAAAAGAUCCAGCCUGCGACUGAUCCGUUGGACUUGAACCGAUUUACUUUGGCGGGCAUGAAUACUUUUCGACUAUUCGUACGAAAGAAUUGAUGUGUAUAAUCAUCGAGGACUGCGAAACAUCCAUACAAAGUUGCGUAUUAAAAAGAACACGGCGACAUAUUCAACUGCUUUAAUGUGUAAGAAGUUUUUAUGGAUAAAUUGGUAGUGUGAAUUCUUUAAUAAAUCAGUUUUAAAACACAUGGAA
This is a messenger RNA of Megalopta genalis, 2503 nucleotides long. RefSeq names its product cdc42 homolog. Gene Ontology annotation, biological process: small GTPase-mediated signal transduction. The record is from RefSeq and is a predicted model, not a curated record. Gene Ontology annotation, molecular function: GTPase activity; GTP binding. NCBI's taxonomy places the organism in Eukaryota, Metazoa, Arthropoda, Insecta, Hymenoptera, Halictidae.